Engraulis encrasicolus (European anchovy) is the source of this 4051-nucleotide messenger RNA. It is a transcript of the gene tbc1d30, whose product is annotated as TBC1 domain family, member 30. Bases 282 to 3965 code for a protein of 1227 amino acids. The transcript is spliced from 17 exons. The record is from RefSeq and is a predicted model, not a curated record. Lineage: Eukaryota; Metazoa; Chordata; Actinopteri; Clupeiformes; Engraulidae. Gene Ontology annotation, cellular component: endoplasmic reticulum.
CCGUGCAGUCGAGACUAUUUACUGUGGAUCAGGAAGGAAAUAAGCUGGCCAGCGAGAGCCAGCCAAAGUCAACCGAGCCCAAAGUGUGGAAUGUACCCGGAACUUCAGUUCCUUUUCGGUCAAGUGGAGAGAGAGGCGCGUCGCCAGUGCGCUGUGUGAAGUAGCCUACCUGCCUGUCUGAGUGGCCUUAUCUACGUAUGCAUGAGUUGGCGAUAUGAGAGCUGGCACGAGCUAACCUGGUGUGACGUGGUGUGUGAGUCCCCGGCCCGCAGACCAGAAUAAUGUCGGAGUUGCAGCUGGAGGACGAUGAACUUCGAGAAAUCGACAUAUGCGGCAGGGAAGAGGACGAACAAGACGUCUGUUCUGAGGGCGAAAGUGGCGUGUUUGUGAACUCAGGUGUAUCUAAUAACAACACGGACGGCUUCUCGGCGUUUCAUCAGUGGACACCUGCUACCACAACAGGCCAAAGUGAUGGCAGCUUUACCCCCGGCAGCAGGAGAACUUCUGACUGUACCAGCUGGAGCGCAGAAACUUUCCAGGAGUCGGUCCAUCAUCACCAUCGUCACGCCUCCCUGGUGGUUCCGAAUGGUGAAGAAAACAACAAUGCAGAGGAGGAGGGGGACGAUAACUUUUUUGACCGCAGUGAGGAUAUAGAACUAGACGACCCCAGACCUCGAGCCCUGUCCAGAGCCUCCAUAGUGGAUUGUCUUUUGGUAGAACUGUACGAUACCUACACCUGCGAGAAGAGGUUGAGUUUUGAUAGUUUCGAUAGCUCCACGGAGGCGUCUGGCUCGGAUGCGUUUUUGGGGCGAAGCAACUCCGGCUCGAGUUUCCUGCAAGAACUCCUUGAGAAGCACACGCGGAGACAUCAAGUCACAUACCUCUCGCAGAAAGAUCCAAAGGAGUUAGAGUCCAUCGUAACGGAGUUGAACUAUCGCAUCAGUGUCCAGAAUGCCAAGCUGGUCCGACUACUGAAGAGGAAGGACAGACAGCACAGCAAGACCCUGAAACACUACGAUGUCAUCACCGCAUGCUUACAGGCCCUAUCACAGAAGAGACGAGUGGACACGAGGCUGAAGUUCACCAUCGAGCCCUCGCUGGGGAAGAAUGGCUUCCAGCAGUGGUUUGAUGCGUUGAAGGCUGUGGCCAGACUGCCAACCGGACUACCAAAGGAAUGGAGGAAGAGGGUGUGGGUCACCCUAGCGGAUCAGUACCUCCACAGCAUCUCCAUAGACUGGGAGAAGACACUUCGAUUCGCCUUCAACGACCGCAGUAACCCGGACGACGACACGCUCGGCAUCCAGAUCGUCAAGGAUCUGCAUCGUACGGGCUACAGUGCGUAUUGUGGUGAGGAUGGGGAGCAGGAUCGGGUGGUGCUGAAGAGAGUUCUGCUGGCGUUCGCCCGCUGGAAUAAGGCCGUGGGCUACUGCCAAGGGUUCAACGUGCUGGCGGCACUUAUACUACACGUCACCGACGGCAACGAGGGGGAUGCUCUGAAGGUGAUGAUCUACCUGAUUGAUAAGGUAUUGCCUGAGAGCUACUUCGCUAAUAACCUUCGAGCCCUCUCGGUGGACAUGGCCGUGUUCCGAGACCUGCUGCGCAUCAAGCUUCCAGAACUCUCUCUGCACCUGCACCACCUGCAGAAGGAAGCCAAUCGGGAAGGGGGAGGUAGUUACGAGCCUCCCCUGACCAAUGUGUUCACCAUGCAAUGGUUUCUGACCAUGUUUGCCACCUGUCUGCCCCGCGGCACCGUUCUGAAGAUCUGGGACUCGGUCUUCUUCGAGGGAUCAGAAGUGCUGCUGAGAGUGGCACUGGCCAUAUGGGCUAAACUGGGAGAGAGGGUGGAGUAUUGCCAGUCUGCUGAUGACUUCUACAGCACUAUGGGCUGCCUCACACAGGAGAUGCUGCAACACAACCUCAUAGACUCACACACACUCAUGCAGACGGUGUACUCCAUGGCUGUAUUUCCAUUUCCCCAGUUGGCUGAGUUAAGGGAGAAAUACACCUACAACAUCACACCAUUCCCAGCUCCAGUGAAAGCCAGCUCACGGGGUCAGGGUGGUGGGGAGAGUGAUGAGGAUGUGGAUAUGGAUGAUGAGGACUCCCUGGUGACGGCUCUGGGGUGUCUCGGUCCCCUGGGAGGAUUCCUCAACCCCGAACUACAGAAGCACCACAAGCAACUCAAAGAUCAGCAUGGCCUCUCUCCAUCUCCCAGUAGCAACAUGGCUGCCUUGUCGCCAGGUGCGGUGGGGGCGGAGCUGUCUCCGGUUGCCGGGGGCGUGGUCUCUGGGAGGGCGGAGCAUCAGGCGUCGAUUAACAGCAUGAUGCUGGAGAGGAUGAGCACCGACAUCAGUGCCCUGAGGAAGCAGUACUCAAGAAUCAAGAGACGACAGCAGCAACAAGCUAGCCUACUGUACUCACGCAUCAAGAGGAGGCAGCAGCAACAAGCCAGCCUACUGUACAUACGCACAGGUCCUGGUGCUGAUGCCAUCUCUGGGGCGUCUUGCGAAGGCUCCACUCCCCAAACUGAUAAGUGUCCGGCCACCAGUGUGCUGGCCUCCCAGAUGCACCCCUCCCCCGUCGUCAACCACCUGCUGCUGGGCCGCAAGCCUCGGGGCAUCAGCCGACAGAAAGUUUGCUUCGAAAUCGCUGUCGCUGUAGUUGUAGAAGUGAGCACCGUCAAAAUCACCGUUUCAAAGUCUCCAUGGAGAGCUCACGUCCGCACCCAUCGUCGGAACAUGGCCAGGGCACGCGCUCAGCUGGACUUCCGGAACGCUGAGGAUGAGGAGGAAGAGGAGGAAGGAGAGGAGGAUAAUGAUGAAGGAGAGGAGGAGACGACACCAGAUGCAUCAGUGACCACAGAAGAGAGAGCACCAGACUCCCCAGCCACCUCCUCAACUCCCACUGAACAGCAGAGGGAAGAGGAGAAAGAGGAGAGAGAGGAGAGAGAGAUCGGAGACCUGGAAGAAGAGGAGGCGCUGGGGGAGGGCUCUAAAGAGGAGGCGUCCAAUGAGCUCGCUGAAGGGGAGGGCUCUGCAGAGGAAUUGACCAAUAAAAAGAGCCCAGCAGAGAGGCUUGAAGGGGAGGAAGAGGAGGAGGAGGAAGAGGAGGAGGAAGAGGAGGUGCCUGGGCCCAAUGAGGAGGUGAAGAGAUCAGAGGAGGUGGAGGGUCGCUUGGCCUCCUUAACUCUGGACUCGGAACAGCCACCCUCAACCCCUGCCAGAAGCUCAGACCCAACACCUCAGCCACAGCCAGAACCAGAGCCAGAAGUGACUGGUCCAGAGCUGUCCGACAGUCCACCCCAGACUCCUACUCCAUCCCCAUCCCCAUCACCAUCGCUAUCACUGUCAUCCACCCCGUCGUGGAGGACCCCAACCCCGUCGUCAAGGACACCGUCCCCAUCUCCACAGAAAUGGGCCCCUCUUCCUCCUCCUCCUCAGCAUCCCUCCUCCUCCUCCACCUCUCCCACCUCCUCAUCAGUCCGUCCUCCCCCUCUCCCCUCCUCUUCCUCCUCCUCCUCAUCAUCCGCAGUCCGUCCUCCUCCUCCUCCUCUCCACUCCCCCACCAGCUCAGAGUCUUCCUCCUACUCCUGCUCCUCCUCUUCCUCCUCUCGUCGAAUGCCUACCUCCACCUCCACCCCCGCUGGACUUUGCAAGUAUCAGCAGCAAGGUCACCCAUCCCAAGGACAUUCGUCCCAAGGUCAUUCAGCCCAAGGUCAAUCGCCUCAGCAAGGUCACUCCUCCUCCUCCUCUCUCCACUCCCCACUGCAGCCCUUCUCCCCGUUCCCGUGUGUCAAAGCUCCUCGUAAGUCUGCCGCGGCGCGUAACCUGGGGCUGUACGGCCCGACCGCGCGCACGCCCACCGUGCUGUUCCCUCACCUGUCCAGAGGGGGCAGCAGUGGCCACGGCAGCAGCCGCCUCAGCCACAGUGCAAGCAGUACCGGCAUCGCCACAGGGAGGCGAUGAUGAGCUCCUCAUGCUCGAACUGUCUUUGUCUUUCUCUUUCUCUCCUGCUUAAACUCCCUCUCUUUCUCUUUCUCGCUCUCUCAAUC